Messenger RNA from Rhizophagus irregularis DAOM 181602=DAOM 197198, 432 nucleotides. NCBI's taxonomy places the organism in Eukaryota, Fungi, Glomeromycota, Glomeromycetes, Glomerales, Glomeraceae. The record is from RefSeq and is a predicted model, not a curated record.
GCAAGUGGAAACCUGGUUACAAUCUAUUCACAAGUCCAAAAGAAAAACCUAUUUGAAAUCAAAUAGAAUGGAUAUCGAUGAAUAAUAAAUUGCCUAUACCAAAUAUUUAUUCCGGUCUUAAAUGGGAAUUUUCAAAUUAAUAAGAAAUGAUAUUUGUGCUCCUAUUUAUGUGUUACUUGGUAACGUCGCUGCUAGCAACGAUCAGACGUAAUGGUGAAUUUACUUAUAGGGUCAUGGAAAAGCUUCAUAUCUUAUAUAAAAUAUUUUUAAGAACCCUAAUAAACACUUUUGUAUAUAUUCCAUUUCAAAGUAAGCUAUACUAGCUAGAUAAUAAUUUUCUUAUUAAAAACUUACAUUUUGUUCAUUACUAACUUCAACGUUGAAAAAUUAAAUAAAAUAAAUAUAUAUAUAUACAGUAUAUAUAUAAUCUAA